AGUUCUCGGUCCGCCAGCAGGGAUCAUCCAGAUUUGUGGAAAGCGGACGAUGACUGGACGAAGGUAACGGAGAAGGAGGAGAGAAAGAGGAUUCAGAAUCGAUUAAGUCAACGCACAUAUCGAAGAAAACACGCCAAACAAGAUAUAAAGAAAUGCGCAUUUCGUGUUGAGCGUUUUAGGGUUUCCGAUAUCCCUAUCCGAGAAAGCAGCACAACACUGGAAGGAAACCAAACAGGGAAAGUCAAUCGUGCAGCUGGACCGGAGUUGCAUGAUAGUCAGAUACUUCUAGAAGGGCAGUUGGCGCCUAGCUCUCCAUAUUUACGACCCAAUAACACUCCUAUCGAAAACUUGUUUCUUUACUCUUCUCAAGAAACACGCAGCCCAGGAUGGUCGUUUUCCAAUAUAAGUUCAGGUGAUUGGGGACGGAUCAUUACCUCUGGAGUGUCGCCAUCAACCCGAUAUGUGCCACUCUCAACCUACUUCCCACUCUCUUCUGAUCAUCUUCUCCGACUCAUACACCUAAACGUCUACCGAGCAAUCACUGAACUCAAGGAAGCCCUAAAAUCCAACGCGGUUAUCUACAAGAAGAAUCCAGUGAAAGUUAUGCCGCAGCAAAUUAAUCUUUGCGACAGCUACACCAUCAUCCUCCCUCGGACCGAUAAGCCGCUCCCAAUAGCACUGCAGCCGACCGAAGUGCAGAUGAAUAUCUCGCAUUCAGCAUGGUUCAACGUAUUCCCCUUUCCGAAUUCAAGGGACAAUCUCAUUCGAUACGAGGCAGAAUUCGACCAUCUAGACCUCUGCAAUGACCUCUUUGGAGACUUGAUUGGAAAUAAUAACUUAUUGUUUUCUCGCCGCCUUCAAGAUUUCACAUUGUCCUCAGCGUUGGAGAUGAGGAAAUGCGAUAUUAGCGCAGAGUUUGAUGACGAGAUCACGGCGAACAGAAAUGGGCUAAUUGUUUGGGGUGAGCCGUGUGAUCCUGAGAGUUGGGAGGCUACACCAGGAUUUCUGAUGAAGUGGUUUCGGCUUUUGGGUGGCUGUCGGGGUUUGAUUACGUCGAGCAAUCGGUGGAGGGCAAAGAGAUUUGAGGAACCAUUGUCCAUGCCGAGCUAUAUCGACAUAACCCCAUUUCCUGCUAAGGAGGAUGUUCCACUGCCAGAUAUGGCUUAA
Molecule: messenger RNA, 1167 nt
Organism: Lachnellula hyalina
Lineage: Eukaryota; Fungi; Ascomycota; Leotiomycetes; Helotiales; Lachnaceae
Exons: 2
Biological process (GO): regulation of DNA-templated transcription
Molecular function (GO): DNA-binding transcription factor activity
Source: RefSeq, a predicted model, not a curated record